This is a messenger RNA of Synchytrium microbalum, 1527 nucleotides long. RefSeq lists its product as uncharacterized. Gene Ontology annotation, molecular function: protein binding. NCBI's taxonomy places the organism in Eukaryota, Fungi, Chytridiomycota, Chytridiomycetes, Synchytriales, Synchytriaceae. The coding region runs from base 1 to 1527 and encodes 508 amino acids. The record is from RefSeq and is a predicted model, not a curated record. The transcript is spliced from 7 exons.
AUGGAUCAGUCGGAUAUUAUUUCUGCUAGAGAAGCAGAGAUCGCAAGCCUGAAAACAAGAGUACAUGAGUUGGAAGACGCGUUAAAGCAAAUUGAUCCAUCGCACCCAUUACUAAAGGAAUCAAUAAAUGUCGAAUCUGUCCGAGCCGAGACGGAGGCACUAAAGAAUCAAGUGAAUGAGCUGACAAAGAGUAAUGAACACUUGAGGAAAUCAGUCGAUGAUCUACAGGCAGCCGCUGCAAAUCCAAGUUUGGAGGCACUUCCGUCGUCUGGACGACAAUUGACACAUAUAACUAAAGCCAGACCAAAUCCACGAAAGCAAAGAUCUUCGGAUAUGCUGAGUCCCAAGGACGAGAAUUUGGAGAAGGUUUCUGAGAGUGAAAAGGCUGUUGAGGCCGCUCCUGUUGAUCCUGAAGCAGAAUUCAGAAAGAAAAUCAGUAAUAUGGGAGGUGUUAAUCCUUUGAUGGGAAUGAACCCUGCAGCCAUGCUCUCUGGAUUGAAGAAAACAGGCGGCUCAGGAAACAAUUUGCCAAACAGUCUACCUACCAAACCAGAAAAGGCUCCUUCUGGCUCUAGUCUAGGUAUCGAUGUUGCUAAAGAACCCGUCAAAGAAAAAGAACCGAUAAGAGAAUCAAUGCAUAUAAAGCAACAAUCUCAGAUCGCAAAGGAGCCCGUCAAAGAGUCUGUGAAGGAGACAUCAUCGCAUGUCAAGGAAAGCAGCACUUCUCGAGACUCUAGGACUGCAAGCCCAAUGGCAUCACCAAGACCGGCCUCUACACCGACUAGCCUUGCCGACGUGAAAGAGACGAAACCUGUAGGGAAAGUUGAGUCAAGACCUACUAGUAUGGUUGGGACGACUGCUGGAUCAGUCAAAGCAUUAGCUGGAGUCGCAGCCGCAGCAGUAGAGAAAGCAGCAUCGACCACACCAUCGAGUAAUAGUGUCCAAGGCAGAUUAUCUACAUCGAGAACGAGCACUCCACCUAUAAAUGUAAAUCAAGCUUCGCCAACUUUGACAGCAGCACCAGUUCUUCCGUCACCAACAGCAGGUGCUGCCGCACCCCCGAAACCAUCCCGAGCAGGUGUCUCGCCAACGAAAGGUGCUAGUGGAUCUCCGCUCAACUCUAAGCCCAGCACACCAGCAGCUGAAACUUGUGCACCACCGCAAGCCUUCACAUCGCCAAAAAUAGCUGGACCUGAAGGCGAGAUCCGUUCAUGGAUUGCUGAAAAGACGGGUGAUUCUGGCAUCAAUGAUGGAAGCAAAGAUUUGCAGGUUUUACUCAAGGACGGUGUCCUUUUAUGCCAUUUGGUCAAUGCAUUGGGAGUCUCAAAUCCCAUCAAGGUCAAUACUGGAAAGUUCCAAUUCAAUCACGUUGAAAACAUCAACAACUACCUGAUGCGUGCAGAAACUGGUUUUGGACUGAAUAGGACAUUGAAAUUUGAAGCAUCUGAUUUGACUGAAAAUUCCAACAUGGGCAAGGUAUUGGCUCAUAUUCAAGCUUUGAAAGCAAAGAUCGCAGAGAAAAAGUAG